GUAACGUAAGCUGUGUAUAAAAACCGGCAAGUACGACAGGCUUGCGGCGCGGGUAGUACCGGUUACCCGGCCGUCGCCACCGCACGUAAGCUCAGCUCCCCGUACCGCGCGCUACACACGCACCCUGCCACUCCACACUGAUACUAGAUAAUGCUAUAUUCACUUUGCACAAACCUCACCUUUUUAUUUAUAAAGUGCCGUAGGUUAUUUAAUGCUAUGUAGUUGUAAUAUUUGGCAAAAUUGAGAGAUUAACAGAAUUUAGCAAAGUAUUUACCUAAGUUAAUAGAGAGGCAUAAUAUUUACUUAUAGCAAAACUAUUGUGUUGUUACAGUUACGAAAAGCAACAUUUGACCAAAAAUGUAUCUAUACAAAUAGAAGUUUCGAUUCCGGAAGAUGAGUUUGUUCGUUGACUUGCGUCAGAUUAAGUCUUCCGUAACAAAUCUUUCAGAAAUGGUCGAUAGAAUAUCUACGUCUGUUGUGAAAGACAAGAAACAGGAAGAUCCAAUCCAAAAGCAUGGCGAUUCGAGUCUUUUUGGCGGGUCAAUUUAUAAACCGACCACGCUGGGUUUUGGUGUGCGUUUCUCUCAAAGCCAAGAAGACGUAUUCCAUGAUAUGCCUUCCUCAAGAUUGCGCAGUCAUAUGUCUUUACCGAAUUUGGGAAAAGGAGUCUUUGAUAAACCAUCAACAUCCCGACGAGAUGAUCGUCCAUCGAUAGUCGAAGUAGAUGACGACAAACAUGACGUGAAACCCAUCAUACAAUUGUCUGCAGAAAAUCUCAACGAUUUAAUAGCAGCUUCCAUAACCCGGCGACCACAUUUCGACGAUAGCGGAGACACUCAUCCAAUGGAUUUUAUAGAAAACGUGAAAUAUUAUAUUUCCGAACUAAACAUGCCCGAAGAGAAACAACUGUCAUUUAUAAUAUCGUGUCUGGACGGAGUGCCUUUAAUGUGGGCACGGUGUUUCAGAAGCGAGUUUAAAGACAUCGAAAGUUUUUAUAACGCUUUCGAACAAGAGUUCUGGGGUGCGGACAGACAGAAGUCGGCUUUGUACGAUUUAAAGUUGGGUAAAUAUGAUGAGGCAAAUUCUCGGAUGAGUAUGUCGGAAUACUUUUUACAUAAAGUGUCAAAUUAUAGACAUUUGAGUCCUCCACCUUCGGAUUUGGAGAUAGUUUACUCUCUGGCGGCGCACUUUCCGUCGGCAGUGGAGCUGGAGCUGCGGCUGACGCCGAAACCUACGUUGCGUGAAGCGUACCGCGUGCUGCGGCGGCGGGAGGGCGAGGCGGCCGACUUCCUUCCUAAUUACUUGUUCGAGAUGUGCGAGGCGUUCCAGCGCGGCCAGCGGCCGGAGUCCGCGCGGCGCCACGACGCGCACUCCUCGCUCAGCGAACACGACAUUAGAGAAACCAAAAAAUAGUAAUAAGUAACCAUAAAUCCUAGCACUUGACAGUUGCAAUUCGUGUUACGUCAAAACAAAGGUUAAAUUGUAAGCAACGAACACUGCCACGUACAGUAAUAUAGCAACACACUCUCAAACACAUAAAUGUUUAUGUGUAAACAGCAAUAAACCAAAUAUAGGAAA
Molecule: messenger RNA, 1578 nt
Organism: Pectinophora gossypiella (pink bollworm)
Lineage: Eukaryota; Metazoa; Arthropoda; Insecta; Lepidoptera; Gelechiidae
Exons: 1
Coding region: 394-1413 (339 amino acids)
Source: RefSeq, a predicted model, not a curated record